This is a messenger RNA of Paramecium tetraurelia, 216 nucleotides long. RefSeq lists its product as uncharacterized. NCBI's taxonomy places the organism in Eukaryota, Ciliophora, Oligohymenophorea, Peniculida, Parameciidae. The record is from RefSeq and is a predicted model, not a curated record. The transcript has a single exon.
AUGAGUGGUAUACUUAUGGAAGUUGAAUUGCCAUCAGAAAUAUUCAAAUGUCAAUUCUUAGGAGCUAAACACUUGUAAUUUUUAAGAUCCGUUCCUGCUGAAUCCAUUAAAAGUAUAAAUCAUCAUCUAAUUAAAUAGCCAUUUUCAUAGGAUAAAAGCAAAUCUCCAUACAAAAUAAAAUUUAGAAGUAAUCAGAGUACCUCCCUUAACUGCUGA